Molecule: messenger RNA, 2655 nt
Organism: Bufo bufo (common toad)
Lineage: Eukaryota; Metazoa; Chordata; Amphibia; Anura; Bufonidae
Product: ATP-dependent RNA helicase DDX19A
Exons: 12
Coding region: 154-1623 (489 amino acids)
Biological process (GO): poly(A)+ mRNA export from nucleus
Cellular component (GO): nucleus; cytoplasmic stress granule
Molecular function (GO): RNA helicase activity; RNA binding; ATP binding
Source: RefSeq, a predicted model, not a curated record
UCCGGGCCGGAAGUUCUGAAGCUUUCGUUCUGAGCGGGGGGAUAUUUGUGUGCACCAGGGCGGAGCUCAGCUUUGUUCUCAUUGGCUGGGUGCCGGCGGAAGCGGCUGCUUUUUUAGGGUCUGGAGGUUCCGGUGUUGGAGAGCUGUAGCACGAUGGCGACUGAUUCCUGGGCCCUGGCGGUGGACGAGCAGGAGGCGGCCGCGGAGGGGCUAACCAAGCUGCAGCUGAAAGAAGAUAAGGUUGAGGCACCUAAACCUGAGAGUAACGGCACAGAUCCUGUCGACAAUGGAGGAGCUGAGAAGACUGAAAAUGGAGAAGAGAAAUCCGAGGAGGAUGAUAAAGAGGAUAAAGCCGCUCAGUCCUUGCUCAACAAGCUGAUCCGUAAUAACCUGGUCAACACGACCCACCAAGUGGAGGUUCUGCAGCGUGACCCAAACUCUCCCCUGUACUCCGUGAAGUCCUUUGAAGAGCUGAGGCUGAAACCUCAACUUCUAAAAGGAGUUUACUCCAUGGGAUUUAACAGGCCUUCAAAAAUCCAGGAAAAUGCAUUGCCGAUGAUGUUGGCAGAGCCGCCCCAGAAUCUGAUUGCUCAGUCACAGUCUGGUACAGGAAAAACUGCCGCCUUUGUUUUGGCAAUGCUCUCAAGAGUUAACCCUGCCAAUAGAUACCCACAGUGCCUGUGUCUUUCUCCCACCUACGAGCUCGCCCUGCAAACCGGAAAAGUCAUUGAACAGAUGGGCGAGUUCUAUCCUGAGCUGAAAUUGGCUUACGCUGUACGAGGGAACAAAUUGGAUCGUGGGCACAAGGUUGCAGAGCAGAUUGUUAUCGGGACGCCUGGGACCGUGCUGGACUGGUGCUCCAAGCUGAAGUUCAUUGAUCCCAAGAAGAUGAAGGUGUUUGUGCUGGAUGAAGCCGAUGUCAUGAUAGCAACGCAGGGGCACCAGGACCAAAGCAUCCGCAUCCAGAGGAUGUUGCCUCGGGACUGCCAGAUGCUCCUGUUCUCCGCUACGUUUGAGGAUUCUGUGUGGAAAUUUGCUCAGAAAGUCGUUCCUGAACCCAACAUCAUCAAACUGAAGCGAGAAGAGGAGACUCUAGAUACCAUUAAACAGUAUUAUGUGCUCUGCAACAGCCGGGAAGAGAAGUUUCAUGCCCUCUGUAACAUCUAUGGGUCUAUCACCAUAGCACAGGCCAUGAUCUUCUGCCAUACCCGGAAAACUGCCUCUUGGCUUGCAGGAGAGCUGUCUAAAGAAGGCCACCAGGUGGCGUUACUCAGCGGUGAGAUGAUGGUGGAACAGAGAGCAGCUGUAAUCGACCGAUUCAGAGAGGGCAAAGAAAAGGUUCUAGUUACCACCAACGUGUGUGCCAGAGGCAUCGAUGUGGAGCAGGUCUCUGUGGUGAUCAACUUUGACCUCCCUGUGGACAGAGAAGGGAAUCCAGACAACGAGACGUAUCUGCACAGAAUCGGGCGCACGGGGCGUUUUGGCAAGAGAGGACUGGCCAUCAACAUGGUGGAAAGCAAACACAGCAUGAACAUCCUAAGACAAAUUGAGCAGCACUUCAAUAAACCCAUUGAGAAGUUGGAUACAGACGACAUUGACGAGAUUGAGAAAAUCAACAACUGAAUGAACCCGCGGUCACCUUCGCCCGACUCCCAGGAGGAUGUCUCCCAUCAGACGCCGAGGCGGGACCCAAUGUUUUUAGCCUUGUGUUAAGAAAAUUCUUAAACUUAUAUUUUUAUUUUUUUUCCUCCCCGGACCACACAUUAACCCCUCCUCUGCUGUCAGGACUUUUUCUCCCAGUGUUGGGGUUAAUUAAUCAACUGCUUAACCUGCUACCCAUUCACACCAGCAGAUGACUCUUCUCAGUCACUUGGGAAUACGCUACGAUGAGAAUUUUUACCUGGACAGAACGGGCACGAAGUGACUGCCGCCUCCAUUCAUCAUCUGGUGGCGCUGGUCACUUGGUGAAGAGACUUUCAGUUGUUUAUCCAAAUUUUAUUUUUUGUCUUCCUCUUGAUAUUUUAGCUCCCCUUGGAGGACUACAAGCAUGGUAUACGCUAUUUAUUUUAUGUUGGUCCUUUACUAUAGCUAUUCUAUGCUUCAAUAUAGAUUUUGCUCUUAACUACUUUUAGUAGCCGGUGACUCUCUUGUAGAGAGAAGUCCCAGCAUUCCCUGCUGGUUGGGAAAGGCAAACUGGGAUAUGGUAGAUUAUGGGGUGAGGUGGGCACAGCUGUCAGGUAAGCGGACAUCAUUGCAGGCGGUCUCCUGGGAAUCUCUGUCCGUAGAUCUGCUCCUCUGCGUGACCAUGGACAGAAGAUCCAUAAGUCAUCAGCCGGUCCAUCUCUCCAUUUUGCUGGGUACCCACCCCCCUGUGUUAACACACUAGCAUUUUUUUUUUGUUCAUAUAGACAAACAAAGAAAAAAAAAAAAAAAAAAAAAGCUUCAGAACAGAAGCAGGAAAUUUUUACCAAGUAAAAUUUAUAGGCUAAAAAAAAAGAUCUGUACCUAAAGUUUUAGGACAAUGGACGAUUUUAAUUAGAUGAUGAGAAAAUUGUAGAUGAAUCCGCAGGAGCGACAUUUGUGCCGGGGAGGGAUGGAUUCCUGCUGCUCUGCUGUUUCCUUAUGUUUGAAUAAUAAAGAAUGUGAUGAGAUCAA